This is a messenger RNA of Rhagoletis zephyria (snowberry fruit fly), 2172 nucleotides long. NCBI's taxonomy places the organism in Eukaryota, Metazoa, Arthropoda, Insecta, Diptera, Tephritidae. The record is from RefSeq and is a predicted model, not a curated record.
AUGUCUGAGCUCGCCGUGUACCGCCAGUGGCUGCAGCAUCUCUCCAGUCCUAUUGACGAGCUGAAGGGAAAGAUUCGCGAAACACAGGAGUCCAUCACCGCCGAGAAGAGAAAGAGCCUCAGUCGAAGGGCUACAGGCGGUGGUGGUGGUGGUGGUGGUAAGAACAAUCGAAACAACAGCAACCGAAAUCAAUCCAAUCCAAAUGCCGCAGCAGUCGCAGCCGCCGCCGCUAGUCAGCGAGCAAUUGAGGUGAGGGAGAGCCUGUUGACGGUCUACCGAGAUGAAUUGGCGGCAAUGGAAACCUUUGUGAAGGUGAUCGCCGUCUUUGUGAUUAAGAACUCUGCUGCUGAUGGCGCCGAUGAUGAGAACCUCGUCAGCCUACUGCAGCCCUAUCAGCACCUGUUGAAGGGACUAGCUCCAAAGAACUCUCUCCAGGUUAAGACGCCCAUUCGUCGAAACUCUUCGAAGCGCAGCUCUGGCCGUCGCAAUCGCAACCGCCGCUCAAACAGUCAGCCUCGUGGCACGCCGGAAAAGCUUAAAAUGAAGGAGAUUAUUGGCGCUCUAAAGGGCGAACCAGAGAAAAAAGGCGCUGAAAAGGAGCCAGGAGUGAUUGAUGUACUGGCCGAGAAGGAAAAGUUGCUCAGUUUGAAAUACUACGGUAGUCACUUUGCUGACACUCUUAAGGUAAAUGCGGAAACAGCUGCUGAUGCUCAAAAAGAAGAUGUUGCUGUUAUUGAAAAGUCAGCUGAACAAGAGUCAGCGACUUCAAUUGAGCCGAAAGUAGAGGAGCCAGUUGAAACCAUUCCAAUGCCAGUCACAGGCAAAUCAGCAGCUGAUCUAGUCAAACCAGCUUCAAGUGCUGAAGAAGUUCAGUCAAAAGAUGACGACAAACAUGAGACAGAGGCGGAAACAGUCAUUGAAAGUCAGCCGGCUGAUCUUUCGGAAGCAACAGUCCCUAAAUCGUACGCUGAAGCUGCAGGUGCUGAGGUGCACACUGCCCCAACGAGCACUCCCAAGUUUGUCCAACUAGUUGAUCCACUUCCAAGUGAGGGCAUUGUUUCCGUUGCUGAUGAUCAGUCGAUUGAAGCAGCUGAGGAAACUGGCGAAUCGCCCAUCCAAGCUUCUGAAAACAGCGCUGAUGACACUGCUGAACAGCAUCAUGAGGACAACAACAAAUCAGCUGAUGUUGAAGUGACGAAAGAUAAAGCAGCGGAAAUCACUGCAAAUGGAGAACUUAAAGUCGAAGAAAAACGUGACGAUAAUGCUGCUGCUGAAGCAGAUAUACCUGAACCUAAGAUGGAAGAUGUUUCAGCUGAGAAGUCAAAAUUACCUGAGAGCAACGGCAUCAUCAGUUUGCCAACUGAAUCGCUGCCUAAUGGUGACACCACUACUGCUACUGCCACCACCGAUCCACCGCCAUCAACCAUCACCAAAUCAGAUUCGACCAUUUUGAAUGAGAAUCCAUCGCUAGCCCUGCCAGUCAUCUGCUCACCCAUUCUACCUCGAGCCGACUUUUCACCCGUUUCAGCGUCUGCAGCUGGUGCUGCUCCGCUUGCUGAGACCGAGGAGUUUACUACUAAAUCUGCUGAUGUCGAUUCACCACCACCAUCACCGCCAUCACCAUCGCCGUCGCCGCCAUCAACUGCAGCAGCAGCUUCCAGCAUCGAAACUGACGCAAAGGAGGACAUCAAAGUGAACAACACUGAAGUUGUUGAGUCAGCUGAGAAAGCAAAGGAAAAGACGACCCUGCUGAAGACUGGUGAGGGUGCAGAGAAAAGCACUGCUGCUGCUUCUGACAACCAAUACGGGACAUUCUCUGAGCCGAAAGUUGAGGUGAAAGUGGUCACUGAUCAGCAAACUGAAACGUCAAAAGUGGUGGAAGAGGUGCCUGAGCCGGCUGCCGGCAAAACUGAUUCGGAAGCUCAAAAGCCGGAAACGCCAAAGCCGUCAGCAACGGCUGCACCGGUAAACCCAGCGCCGCCAGCUUCUGCUGCCAAAAAUGGCAGCUCAAAGAACAACAACGGCAAUAGCAGCAGCACUAAAAUGGGCUUGAAGAAGAGGUCAUCGGCGAAGAAGGAGAAAAAGAGCAAAAGUGGAAAGCGAUCGGCAGGAAACAAUAACGGGUCGAAUGCAGGCCGUUCAAAGCCCAAAGCCUGUUGCUCAGUCAUGUAG